This is a messenger RNA of Cannabis sativa, 2783 nucleotides long. RefSeq lists its product as uncharacterized. The transcript is spliced from 9 exons. The coding region runs from base 885 to 1250 and encodes 121 amino acids. The record is from RefSeq and is a predicted model, not a curated record. NCBI's taxonomy places the organism in Eukaryota, Viridiplantae, Streptophyta, Magnoliopsida, Rosales, Cannabaceae.
UGAUGGGUUUUGCUCUUUUUUUGUAUUAUUGGAAUUAUAUUGUUGGAUAUUGGGAUAUGAGAUCAUAGUUCAUGAUUCCUUAUGUUAAAACUUCAUGGCGAUGAACGCCUUGAAGGAAGAUUUUUUGGAGAUACAGAUCGGCACCUCCGCCGACUCGUUAGCGAAGUCAUUGGACUCGCAGAGAGAGCUAUUCCAUAGCCAGGUCGAUCAGCUUCAAAGAAUCGUUGUCACUCAAUGCAAACUCACUGGCGCAAAUCCACUAUCCCAAGAAAUGUGCACAGGUUUUCAUUGAGGUUUAUCUUACCACCACUAUGGUACUAUGCUACAUUCUUUAUUCUGAAAAUGGUUACCUUAAAAGAUGCUAGGAAAGACCUAGACUUGCAACAUCAGUCAUUACAGUAAGUUAACAACACAGACCAAAAUAGUUACCGCUGUUUAGUUGGUUGAUUUGUCUAUGAUAUUUUGUUUCAAUAUAUUGGUAUUGGUUCAUGUGCUAUUCGAGUAAAAGAGGGAAAGUUUCUCUAUUGUGUAUCUUCCUGUUAAAGAUCAUGUAUACAUAUAUAAUAGUUUUGUAUCAAGAAGAUAUAUUAAAUUUAUAAAAUGGUUUGGUAUGGCCUGCGAUUCUCUGUUUGAUCUUCUCCAUAAGGCUAUUGUAAAUUGAUUCUUUCUCAGACAUAAUCAACUUCCUACUAUUGCAAUAGUGAGAUCAUAUGACACAUUUGGGGCGUCUCCGGUAUGUAACUAUAUGAGAUUUGAUUUGUCUAAAGUUUCUUUUUUCGAUUUUUAUUUAUGUUUUUUUAGGGAUCAAGGAUUCAUUAGAUUGUCGUGUACAAUUGCUGUUUUGUUUUGAAGAAAACGAGCUGAGAGUGAUUCUACUGUUCCUGAUGCUCCGAUUCAAGCUGAAAAAUUUGCUCAAAGGUAUUCUGAACUACUUGAGGAUUUCAAGAAAGAUCCUGAAAGUCAUGGGGGGCCUCCUGAUUGUAUCGAUUUGGAUUUUUCCUCCAUCUUCUUUGUCCCUGGCUGAAAAAGGCUUGCGUGAAUUAUCUGGUGUCAAUGUUGAGUUGAAAAACUUAGAUCCCUUAGUACAUCGUGCCAUUGCUGCCACUUCUGUUGUUCCAGAUCUCAGAGGUAUUCUGAACUACUUGAGGAUUUCAAGAAAGAUCCUGAAAGUCAUGGGGGGCCUCCUGAUUGUAUCGUUAAUCAUACCUAAUAUCUCUGCUGGCUCAUCUCUUCUUCUCCUCUCUCCAUAGAUUUGCUCUCAGGUCUCAAUUCCAUCUCACUGUAAUGCAAUUUUUAAUAAUCUCACUUUCAUAUUUAUAAUGUUUAGAUUUAAUUAACUAACACUAAAACUCUCUUUCUUUAUCAUCGUCUUCUCCUCUCCUUUCUCAAUCAAGGUCAAUCCUGAAGCCUCCACUCCAAUUUACUCGCUCCGUGGCCUCGACAACUUCAAGUUCUUCUCGUUGUCUUUCUACUGGUACUGGAUGCUGAGGAUGACUGCACAGAGGCCUUGAAUAUGGAUGACUACACAGAGGCCUUGAAUAUGGAUGAUCGUUAUAUCUUCUUCUGGAAAUGUUGCUUGCUCUGUAUUGUGACUUGAAAUUAGUAUUUGUUUUUUCUUCCUUUGAAAAGAUAGAAAAAUAUAUGGUCAUUCGCAUGUAGAGGUUUAUUUGAUGUUCGCGUGUAUUUUUCUUUUUUUCACUGACUAGGUUUUUCUUAUGUAAUGAUUAAUGAUUAGUAAGUUAAUCACAUGACAUCACUGUAGUUACUGUGCUUAUAUUUGUUCUAUUAAUUUAGUAUAGAUUUUUUAAUUUUGGAGGUUUUAUUGGGGGGAAAGAAACAUUAACUUUUUCUUUUGGCUCAUGCUUGUUAUGUCUCACAAUAUGUCUGCUCCAAAUGUUUAUUGCUUUUUCCAAUAUAUAUAUGCAGCCUGUCACAAGUACUAUUUAGAAGACAGAAGUGUCUGGGGCUCAAGACUACAUCAAAGUUUCAACGAUUUAGUUUUUUUUUUUUUAUUCAAGCGUUUAUAUAUUACAUCAUGUUUUACCUGGGACUCGAACCCAGGACCUCCAACACUCACACACCCACCUAUGGCCACUUGAGCUAGCCCCAAGUGGUUACUCAACGAUUUAGUUUUCUAGCAUACUAAUAAACCUGCAUACUAAUGUUUGUCUUAUCUACUAAAUUCUGCUAGGCUUGCAAUGCUCUUGUAAGAUAUAAAACUCUAACUAAUAGUAACUGUUUAUAUUCUAAUGUGUGCAUUGCAUUUCCAUCAAUAUAUCUUAAAUUGUUUUCCAUUAAUUGGACCAUAAAAUCAAUCAAUCAAUCGUUGAACUUCUUGCAUAUUCAUACUAACCGUUACAUAUUCUGUAUAAAUUAUUAGUGCAAGGACAUAUGUACAACUCGACGAUGGUACAGAGUUGCUAGAUGCUGUGAUGUUCGGUGAUGUUGCAGAAAACAUAUUCUCAUGUACUGCAGUUCAAUUAAGAUCAUAUUCGGACGAGAAACAUAAGUUGUUUGUCCAAAAAACUACAAGGCAACUAUCAGCCAAAAAAUGGAGAAUUCAGUUGUACGUAGAUGCAAACCGAACAAUGAGUUCAAAGUACAAUCAGUUCACCAUUCAAGCAGUUGAACCAAUGGAAGAUUAGGCAGAAGUUGCCAUUUUUCUUUUACAGUAAUUUUAUUUUAUUUAGUGUUAAGACUUUUCUUGGUGCCGAGCUUCUUUCACUUUCUAUUGACUUGUUAUCUACGGAUUUACAUGGAGUAUUGUAUGCAAGUAUUUCAUA